AAGGGCCUAAAAUGUCUUUUAACCAUGUGAAAUGGUGCAAAAAUGUCUUUCUACUUAUUGGGCUUGAAAUGUCCUUUCCGUCUACCUAUUGAGUAUGUUUUGCCCUUCAUUUAACAGCUGAAUAUUGGGUUCACUUCAUUUAUGACAUGACAUAUUUCUAUUGAACAAUUUUUAUCUAAUUAAACUAAUUAAUUUUAUCCUCUACAUACCCAACCCACCCUGCCAAAUAACUCGACCCAACAAAUCAGCCAAAUAACCCGACCCAACAAAUUUUAACCGCUCCAAUUCCUUUAAAUGAUCAUUUAUCGAUUUUAAUCUGUUCGUCUUUCUCUUCUCUCCACUCCACCUUCUUCUCAGUCAAAAACAUAGACUACUGGAGUAACAUUCUUGGGGGUCUUAUACUGCAAAAGUAAUUUUACUCCUUUUCAAAAUGGUUGAAAAGGUUGAUGUGGUCUUUAACUAUGGGGGAGAGUGGGUGCUUACUCCUCAGCUUACCUACUUAAAGAAAAUGACUCAUCUUUGGGAAGGGUAUGAUUCAGAUUUGCUCUCAUACAUAGAGAUAUGUUCAGAGUACACUAAAAAGUUAGGUUUUAGUAAGGUGAAACAAUUGCUAUGUACAGGGUUAUUUGGUGGGUAUUAUCUAGUCGACGGUGAUGUAUGAAUCAGAACUUUGCAAACUUCAUUGUCUACUCAUUUUGAUUUGCUUAAACUUCAAUUGUUUGCUGUUGAAGAGAGUGAAUAUAUUCUCCCCAGUUCCUGAUAUUAGUCAACAUAAUGGACCUUUCCCUGCAUUGCCUACUCAAUCUGAUUUUCUUAGACUUCAAUUGUUUGCUGUUGAAGAGGCUGAAAAUAUUAUCCCGGCUUAUGAUAUUAGUCAAUAUAAUGAACCUUUUCCUGCAACAGUUGAUGCAUUAACUGAUGGUGAAUCAAGUGAGGAAGAGGAAAAUGAGCCUGUAGAUAGUGAUUACACUAGUGAUGAGUUAGAAUUCCUUGAGAGGGAAAAGAAAAGAGAAAUCAAUGAGAGUUUAGACAACUUCUUAGAGCUGGAAAAGGGAAUGAGCUUUAAAGAUCUUGAUGAAGCAAAAAUGUUUGUUAUCUUUUACUCAAUUGUUAAAAAGAGGGGCCUUAAAGUUACUAAGAGUGACCCUACUAGAGUUAGAUAUAGGUGCGAUGUUGGUUGUUCUUUUGUAUGUCUGAUAUCAAAAGUUGCUAAAGGCCAAGGAUUUGAAGUUAAAACCUUGGAAAUAGAACAUACAUGUCAACCAUGUUUUAAAAAUAGAAGAGCCACACAACAAGCUUUAGCAAACUAUUUCAAGAACAAAAUCUAGAAUAACCCUCAAUAUGAGGUGACUAAAAUGAGGAAGAAUGUGCAUGAUAGAUUUUCACUUAAUCUUAGCUAUACAAUGAUGAAGAGGGUUAAGAGAAUUAUCUUAGAGAAACUGGAGGGUAGCUUUAUUGAUGAUUUCAACAAGUUGGAAGCUUAUGCUCAAGAGUUGAGGGAUACUAAUUUUGGUUCUGAUGUGGUGAUAAACUUAUCUAAAGAUGCAUUAGAACAAGGUAAAAGAAGAUUUUUAAGAAUGUAUGUGUGCUUUGAAGAAGAAGAUUUUUAAGAAUGUAUGUGUGCUUUGAAGCUUUGAAAAGUGGUUGGAGAAGUGGUCUGAGACCAUUCAUAGGGUUGGACGGGACAUUUUUAAAGGGAAAAUAUAAGGGAAUUUUACUGGUGGCCCUUGGACAAGAUUCAAUGAAGCAUUUCUAUCCACUUGCAUAGGCGGUGGUGGAUAGAGAAACAUCUAGAACUUGGAAGUGGUUCAUUGAAUUAUUGAGAAGUUCGUUAGGUUUGGCAGAUGGUGAAGGAUUGACACUUAUUUCUGAUAUGCAAAAGGGACUGAUUGAUGUUGUUGGUCAAUUGUUUCCAAAAGCACACCACCGAUGGUGUGUAGGGCAUAAAGAAGCCAAUUGGGCCAAGACUUGGAGAGGUGGAGAGCUGAAAAAGUUAAUGUGGUGGUCUGCUUGGAGUAUAUAUACAGAAGAAUUUGAAGAUCAACUGAAGAACAUGGGUUCUGCGUCUGAGCAAGCAGUCAAAGAUCUGUUAUGGUACCCUUCAAAACACUGGUGCAGGGCCUAUUUUGACACAGUUUGGAAGAACUUCACAUGUGAAAAUAAUUUCACCGAGUCAUUCAAUAAAUGGAUUUUGGAGUUGCAGGUUGGUAAUGAAGAACGAAUUCAUGUAUACUAUGCACAUGGAGAAGUUUCUGCUACCUUUGUUCGGAGAUGCUACUGGCUGCUUGACAAAUCAAUGGGAGCCCUUUUCAAGAAGGAUGGAUUAUAAAAGUGGAGAUGAACAAGCCCGAUGAAGUCAAAUCGUUGAUGGACCCUGACCAGUAUACCAAGUUUUGUGAUGAAGAAGACGUGAAGCACUGAUUGGAAACCUCACAAAGUUGUGCAAGAACACACUUUUCUGCUGUAUUUUUUUCACAGUGCAUAAAGAGGUUUUAUUCCUAAGACCCGGAAGCUGGACACUAAGUAGACCAGUGGUGCUGUUUGGUCUUUAUUACAAUAUAUGGUUACCCCUGUAGUUCUGUUCUUUCUUUGCAAAUAAUUCAGUGCUUUGACUGUUGAAUGUCAUCUAGGUUGAACUCAAGUUUUCCUCCUCCUGGCAUUGCAUUCUUUUUCUAAUAUUUGGUGAUGAAUUGAUGUAUUAAGCUCGUUAUUAAUUAAUUCCUAUGUGGAACCUUCAA
Molecule: messenger RNA, 2738 nt
Organism: Capsicum annuum
Lineage: Eukaryota; Viridiplantae; Streptophyta; Magnoliopsida; Solanales; Solanaceae
Product: glycine cleavage system H protein
Exons: 5
Coding region: 1874-2329 (151 amino acids)
Biological process (GO): protein lipoylation; glycine decarboxylation via glycine cleavage system
Cellular component (GO): glycine cleavage complex; cytoplasm; mitochondrion
Molecular function (GO): DNA binding
Source: RefSeq, a predicted model, not a curated record